AUGGCGGCGUCGCUGCUCUCCGAGGUUGACAUCAGGUACCGGUCCAUGGCGGAGGAGGAUCCGAACAGCAACGAGCACGGGGCGGCGGCACACUGCGCAGCACCCCGCUGGGGACCGCAGCACGCCGGAGCCCGGCAGCUGGCUCGGCUCUAUUCUCCCGGUAAGCGCGUCCAGGAGUGGGUGUGCAUGAUCGCGUGCCUCGUGCUCUUUGUCGUCAACUUCACUUUGCUCUUCCUGCACUUUUCCACCCUUCACGUCUACAAGAUCAUUCUCGGCAUUGUGCUGGGAAUCUUGACAGCAGACUUUGCAUCCGGGAUGGUACACUGGGGGGCGGAUACCUGGGGAUCUGUAGACAUCCCUCUUAUCGGCAAGGCGUUUAUUCGGCCGUUCAGAGAGCACCACAUUGACCCCACCGCCAUCACCCGCCACGACUUCAUUGAAACCAAUGGAGACAAUUGUAUGAUCCCCAUCCUGCCACUGGCACACAUGACCUACAAGUUCUCCACUUACACACCAGAGGCCUUGGCGGCAUCCUAUCCUUGGGACUGCUACGUUUUCGCUCUGGCUGUUUUCGUCACGUUGACCAACCAGAUUCACAAAUGGAGUCACUCCUACUUUGGGCUCCCGCGUUGGGUCACGCUGCUGCAGGACUGGCAUGUGGUGUUGCCACGGAAACACCACCGCAUCCACCAUGUCUCACCGCACGAGACGUACUACUGUAUCACUACAGGCUGGUGUAACUAUGCCCUGGACCAGCUGGGCUUCUGGAGGCACAUGGAGCAUCUGAUCGAGCGACUGACCGGUCAAAAGCCUCGAUCUGAUGACCUGGCUUGGGCCAAGAAGACCGACUGAGGACAGAUCGGAAGGAGCCUGUAGACAGCAGAUAAGGAGAAAAUGUAUUAAAAAGAAAACACACACACACCACACAUUCCGACCAAAAUAACUUGUUCUUAUGUAAUAUUGAAAUGUCUUAUUGGUGAAUUUGGGGACGUGGGUAGCCUAAUUUAGAAAUUCUAUUUAGUCUAUUUAAUAUAUCAAUCGCUCAUUUCAAUUGAACUGUCGAAACAAAAUAAUUUUGCAUAAUAUUUCAAUUUGUUGAGGUACACUUGUAUGCGUAUAUGUCUUUGUUUGUUUCAUGUUAUGACAUUCCAGGUCCUUUUUUGAAAAUAAUGUUUUCAGCUGCAUUCGCUGUUGCACAAUUAAAAUUCCAAAUGCAGACGUGACAUUCGCAAUUGUGCAUCCGUUUACAUGAAGUCUAUUUUCGGAUUAAAUUCCAUACACAUGCUUGUCAAUUCGCUCCAACAAGCUUGACUACAACUCCAACUGCUUGACACUUUGAACACAUGUUGCGUGUCACCCCGCAUUCAAAGGGUUAACGAUAACUGCACUUUAUUCUCCCUUAAGGUCAAGGGUCACUAAUGCAGCGCGCGCUCACACGUUUACACCAAAUUUCUGUCAACACAAACGCAGAUUCUCAAACUGUGUGUUUUUUUCCUCUUCUUUAUAAUUUUCUUUUUUCUUAUUAACAAA
Molecule: messenger RNA, 1530 nt
Organism: Syngnathus typhle (broad-nosed pipefish)
Lineage: Eukaryota; Metazoa; Chordata; Actinopteri; Syngnathiformes; Syngnathidae
Gene: peds1a
Exons: 6
Coding region: 1-852 (283 amino acids)
Source: RefSeq, a predicted model, not a curated record